AUGCCGGGGGUGCAGCCAGUGACCACAGAGCUUCGAGCGGGCAUCCAGCCGCGCGGCCUGGGCUUCGAGCCGUCCUGGAGCAGCAUCCCCUUCGAAGGCUAUGAGGGGAUGACCCAACAGCAGUUCCAGGAGGUGAGCGCGCCGUUCACCAAGCACGGCGGCCAGGUGCCUGUGCAAGUCCCCGCGGGCUGGCGACGUGUGGAGGGCAAGAUGCCAGGCAAGCACUUCUACGUGCAUCGAGACACGGGUACGAUACAGAAGGUAGCGACGGACAUCUAUCACCCCAAGGCAUCUCGCCUGCACUGA
Effrenium voratum is the source of this 306-nucleotide messenger RNA. The record is from the annotation of a GenBank genome assembly. NCBI's taxonomy places the organism in Eukaryota, Dinophyceae, Suessiales, Symbiodiniaceae.